Trematosphaeria pertusa is the source of this 1725-nucleotide messenger RNA. RefSeq lists its product as uncharacterized. The transcript has a single exon. Gene Ontology annotation, cellular component: nucleus; SWI/SNF complex. The coding region runs from base 108 to 1586 and encodes 492 amino acids. The record is from RefSeq and is a predicted model, not a curated record. Gene Ontology annotation, biological process: regulation of transcription by RNA polymerase II. Lineage: Eukaryota; Fungi; Ascomycota; Dothideomycetes; Pleosporales; Trematosphaeriaceae.
GCCGCACAAGCGCACCAUGCAACGCCUGCACGGCGAGGGCCCGGUACGUACCUUCUGCCUCUUGCGCCGACCCGCUGCACCACAUCGCGCCCGCCCACGCCGCCAAAAUGAUCAGGAAGACUGACCUGGAGCACAUGUUCCGCAAACCAGGCCCCAUCGUGCCCCAUCACCAGCACGCCGCCGCGCCGCAGUACGCCAAUCCCAACAUGCAGGCCGCCCAGCAGCGCGCCCUCCAGGACAAGAACGACCGCCUGCGCCGCAUGGCCCAGAAGCCGACCAACAAGAACAUGCCCGAGGGCGUCGAGGACAUCUGCAUCGGCGACGGCGUGGCCCGCUACAAACAGCUGCGCGACGUGGAGCGCACGCUGGAUGCCACCAUGAUGCGCAAAAAGCUCGAGGCCUCGGACUCCGUCUUCCACUCGCGCAGCGGCCGCACCGGCACCAUGCGCAUCUGGAUAUCGAACACCGUCGAGAGCCAGCCCUGGCAGAGCAGCGGCAUGGACGCUGACGCCUUCGAUUUCGAGAGCGACACCAAUGCCACCUACCGCGUGAAGAUCCAGGGCCGCCUGCUCGACGACGGCGACGACGACCUGGACAGCGAGGAUGAGAUGGACCCGGACGCCAUGGAAGAGGACGGUGCAGAGCAGAAGAAAGCUGACUCGAAGAAGCCCAAGCCGUUCUCGCAGUUCUUCACCUCCAUCGCCAUCGAUUUCGACCGCGCCAAGAGCCUCCAGCCCGACAAUUUUACGCAGAUUGAGUGGAAGCGGCCCGAGGGCGCCAACCCCAAGGAGAACACCUUCAGCCAGCUGGAGUUCGAGCGCAAGGGAGACGAGAACAUUAACAUCACAAUCAACCUGCAGAGGUAUCAGAAUCCCGAAAUCUUCCGCCUGAGCAAGCCGAUGGCGGAGCUGCUGGACACGGAUGAGGAGGACCGAGCGGGCGUGCUCAUGGGCGUAUGGGAGUACGCUAGGUCGCAGCACCUACAGCAGGACGACGAUGAGCGCAAAUUUGCCUGCGAUGCGAAACUCAAGGCCUUGUUCAACGGCGCGGACUCUUUCUACUUCCCGAACCUGCCGCAGCUGAUCAAACCGCAUCUGACGACCCUGCCGCCUAUUCAGCUCCAAUACACGAUCCGUGUGGACAAGGACUACAUCUCGCCUCCGCUAGAGUCCGGUAGGGAGCCUUCGGAGCCCACGAUCUACGACGUGCAGGUAGCACUUGACGAUCCUCUGCAGCCGCUGCUCCAGAACAUCCUCCGUUCGAAGCACAGCGCCGAGACUCUCCGGCAAAUCCAUGAAAUCGACGACGAGCUUGUCCUCCUCAUGGGCGCCAUCAGCAAAUCGAAAGCCAAGCACGCCUUCUUCACCAGCAUGGCCAAGGACCCGGUUGCUUUCGUCAAGCGCUGGCUCUCGUCACAGAAGCGAGAUCUGGAGGUCCUUCUUGGCGACGCUUCUCGCGGAGGCGGCGAAGAUGGAUCGAACGAGGAAUGGAAGCGCGGAGGCGCAGAUGGUGUCUGGGGCAGCGAGGUCGCGAGGGAGAGCGUGGCUUUAUGGUUGGCGCGGAACACCAUACCCAAAGGUCAUUGAUCGGCCUUUUCUUUGCUAGUAUGUCUUGUUUUUGGUUAGGCCGGCAGGUUCAGAUAGGCCUUCUGCCCCCUUUCCGGCGUCGGGGACCAACAGCAACGGGAGUAAACGACAUCGGCGGCGUUACAAGGACAAGCUCGAA